This is a messenger RNA of Sphaeramia orbicularis (orbiculate cardinalfish), 2788 nucleotides long. It is a transcript of the gene syt18b, whose product is annotated as synaptotagmin XVIIIb. The transcript is spliced from 5 exons. Gene Ontology annotation, biological process: calcium ion-regulated exocytosis of neurotransmitter; vesicle fusion. Gene Ontology annotation, molecular function: calcium-dependent phospholipid binding; SNARE binding; clathrin binding. Gene Ontology annotation, cellular component: exocytic vesicle; axon; synapse. Lineage: Eukaryota; Metazoa; Chordata; Actinopteri; Kurtiformes; Apogonidae. The record is from RefSeq and is a predicted model, not a curated record. Bases 512 to 2140 code for a protein of 542 amino acids.
CACAAUGAGAGGUAUUAUGAGAUGAUAUCUCCGCCCACAUCCCUAACCCGUCAGUGAGUAAUAAUAUCAGUCAAGUCACUUUGCAGAGAUUGCUGUCGUGGGAUGAAACCACAGUAAACUAUUUUGUCUGGAGAGGCAGAAACAAAAAUUAUUGUAACUUUGUUGCACCAGGAGAAACCUGCAGCAGCUGAAGAACAUUUGGAAGGACGUGCAUCCUACAUGAGAAAUCAUUUUCAUGGAAUAUGUGAACAGGUUUGGUUCAACCUAAAAUUUGUUAUUUUAGAUCGAGGAUGUCCUAACGGGAUCUGACAGAGAUGUUUUGGUGCCUUCUGGACUCCUUACCUAUGACUGUGAUGCUCAGAAGCAACAAAAACAUGGGGAAAUAUAACCAGGACUGAAAACCAUAAUGCGUUUUCACCAGUCAAGCAAAAACUCUUUCACUGGGAUAUCUGUACUUCUGUUUUUGGAUGUUUUAUAGUCUCAGAUAAACCUACAGCACGCUGUUGGCACCAUGCCUUACCACGACGAGGAGUACCCAGGUCAGCCUCUCUGGCAGUCUGUGCUUUUGUUCUGCUGUAAGGGUAUGAUCGAGGGCAUCAUGGUCAUACUCUUCUUCUGGCUCCUCAUACAAGUCCUUUUCACCAAACAAUUAGAAGUUCAUCUCCAAGUUCUGCUUUUGGUUGGACUGAUAACCUUCUGUUUGUCUUUGAUCUUCGGAUGUUUUAUAUGCUGGAGGAAAAGCCAGAUCUAUGCAUCAAAUGACAAAGAACCUGUGGCAUCAGCUCCAUCUCCUGCUGAACCUGUCACAUGUGCACAGAGCCCCCCUCCGUCAGCGGCUACAACCACUUCCAGGCACCAAUACGAGGAGCUGGAUGGAGAUGUGCUGGACUACCCCUCCACGUUCUCAAGCCCUGCUGUCUCUGAGGGUGAAUUUACUUCUCUGUCUAUAUCUAAUCGAGCUUGUACCACCUCUCAGUGGAAGGAGCAACAAAAGUCCUGUUUUUCCCUACGGCGCCUCAGCACACCACAAGUAUCGUCAGCCAAUUACAAACCCAUAGAUCCCAGUCAUGUUUCCUUGCCGAUUUUCCCCAGACUAGGACUUUUGGCCAAAACAUGUAGGGCCAUACAGAGACGGUGCACUGUGAGUGGGGAUAGCAUAUCUUACAAUGAACACAGCAGACUCACAAGCCCCAGUGCUGUCUUUCCUUCAAUGCCUGAAGAACCGAUUCCACUGGUUCCAUUGAACUACGGCUCCAGCUCGAGCCAUCAACCAGUAUCACCAAAACCAUGCCUCCAUUUCACUAUGGCCUUUUCUACAGAGCAGAAAACACUGGCAGUCACAAUCCUCAGCAUCACUGGGACCAACCAUAAGCUGGAGGAGGUGUCAGUACUGGGCAGCCUGCCUCCUCUGUACCCCUGCCCCACACAAGCCUCCAUCUGCAGCCACCUCAGCCCCAAAACCCCCAGCCUGGAGCUCCUCCUGAAGGUGAGCUCUGUGAAGGAGCUCCAAAAGUGCGUCCUAAGAAUAGCUGUUUACACUCGGGAACAGCCCAGUUUGAGAGGUACCACUCUGGGGGAACUAGAGGCUGAAUGUGGUGAAAGAGACUGGAAAACAAACCACCUGUUUUAUUUCACAAAGGAGCUAAACCAAACCAAGUGGAAACAAAAGGAGAGUCUGAGCCCCCUGGAUACAGUGACACGUAAGGGGCUUAGCUGUCCUCCACAGAUCUUCAUUCUCCUCCAGUACCAGACUCUCAGCCACUGCAUCAAAGCCACGGUUCUCAGAGCAGAUAACUUAGACAGCCUCAUUAGCACAUCUGCAAUACCAGAUUAUCAGGUGGUGAUUAAUCUACACCAUGAGGGAGUUAUAAUCAGCAGCAGAGAAACUACAGGAGGGUCUUCAACUGUGUGGAAUACGCCUUUCCUCUUUGACCUGCCACCAGGAGACAUCAACCAGCUGCCUCUCAUGCUGGAGUUUAUAAUCAUGCAGCAGAAUCAGGUGCUCUCUAAAGACAAACUUCUUGGUAGAGUCUUUAUCGGAGCUGAUGCUGCAGAUGCCGGGCGUGCCCACUGGAGGGAUAUGUGCAGUCUGCAGGUGGAACAGGCACGCUGGCACACGGUGCGACCUGAACCUCUAUAGACCUCAAACAUACAGUGUAAGAAACUCAGUCGGUCUUACUCUGCAUCCAAAAUAAAUGGUUCGAGGUCAUCAAAUGCACACAGCUGCUAUUCAGCUUUGCAUAUCAAAUGACUGACACUGCAUUUCAGCAAUAAAAGAUUACAAUAGCCUUAUUUCAGAGAUGAAGUGUAAAUUUUCUCCUACAGAAAAAGUGGAACUGCACUUUUCCGCAUGACUUUUGGAACAACUUGUUUACAGACUGUAAACUUAUACCAGAAAAUAUGUUUUUAAUCAAAUGUUUAAGUUUUAAGUUAAUUUUUUGAUUGAUUACUAUUAAACAUUUAGUCUUAUUCCUACUGAAACUGAAGAAACACAUAAGUAUAAUUGAACAGAGUAUUAUGAACACUAUCCAGAAAUACACAUUUCAAUAUUCAGUCCAUUUGACUACAUUCAUUUCAUGUCUAAUAUAUAACAUGUAAAUUAUUUUCUGAAGCAAUUCCUCCGUAGCUAAGGUUAAAUUCUCUGUAGCAUUUCCUGAAUGUAAACAAUGAUGUGAAUAAUCAUAUCAUGUCAUAUAAAUAAAACACACUUUUUCUUGAGGUACCUUGAAAACUUUUAUCAACACAGUUGUGUGUGAUAAAAAUAUUAAAAUUGCAUAUUUUCAUCUCA